UUAUUAAAACCCAAGGCUUGUUACACUCUUACUCCCCAAGAAGCAAAAGCUGUAUGUCGGUGGUUAAAUGAAUUGAGGAUGCCUGAUGGUUAUUCUUCUAACCUGGCAAGAUGUGCUGACGCCAACACUGGUAAAUUGCAUGGAAUGAAAAGUCACGAUUGUCAUAUUUUCAUGGAACGAUUACUUCCAAUUGCAUUCAGUUCACUGCCCAAGAAUGUGCUUAAUCCACUUACUGAGAUCAGUCAAUUUUUUAAAGACAUUUGUGCUUCAACUUUAAGAGUAGACGACAUCAUUAAAUUGGACCGAAAUAUUCCUGUCAUUCUUUGCAAGUUGGAGCAAAUAUUCCCGCCAGGUUUCUUUGAUUCUAUGGAGCAUCUCCCUGCGCAUCUUGCUUAUGAAGCUUUUCUAGGUGGACCUGUUCAAUAUAGAUGGAUGUAUCCAUUUGAACGAUUCAUGGGUGAUUCAAAGCGAUCAGUUAAAAAUAAGGCACGAGUUGAGGGAUCAAUUUGUGCACAUUAUAUACAUCGCGAAACAUCACAUUUUUGCUCUCAUUAUUUCAAUCACAUGAUGUUGUCUCCAAGAAUCAUAAGGAAUGAAGUUCACUUCAGUGAAAGAAGUCAAUUUACCUUAUCAGUUUUCGGUCGUCCAGGCCGUCCCGCAGGGAAGAAGAGUGAGCAUUGGCUUUCACAAAAAGAAAUGCAGUCUGCUCAUGUUCAUGUGCUGAUUAACUGCGUUGAAGUUAAACCAUAUCUUGAGGCAUUUGGUACCUACUAUUAUCAAAGCACAGGCGAACAACCAUCGACUGGUUACACACAUGCCUAUUUUCCAACAUGGUUUAAGCAACAAUUAUCAUGUAUUGUUACACUAAGUCCUGACUUAAUACAUUUGCGAAAUUUGUCUGAAGGCCCUAGUCAACGUGUAAAUGAAUGGCACACAUAUUUUGUAAACGGUUACAAAUUUCACACUGAGGAAUGGAGUGUAGGGAAGAAAACCGUAAACAGUGGUGUAGUCGUAAAAGGAGUUACAGAGGGUGGUGAGGACGACUUCUAUGGGGUUAUCACACAUAUUUACGAGUUGGUUUAUAAUUAUAUGGACUCGGAAAAUAAAGUUGUCUUAUUUUAUUGUGAUUGGUAUGAUCCAUCUUCUAGAGGAACAAAAAUUGAUAAAAAGUAUAACAUUGUUGAGAUUCGAAGAGAUAGAAAGUACAAAGAGUAUGACCCUUUCAUUAUGGCACAUAAUGUUAGGCAAGUUUAUUAUGUACCUUAUCCUUCAAUUACCCCACGGAAACGAGAAUGGUGUGUUGUAAUCAAAUCCAACCCAAUGGGUCACAUUGAGACUGAUGAGUUAAUGGAAGAUGUUGCAUACCAACAUGAUGAGAUUUCACCUGUUAAUGAGGUAAUUGAAACCGAGGAGAUUGUAAGUUUGUGUGAUACUGCAGUUGAUGGUCAACAAGUUGACGCAAGUAUCUUGUUGUCAACAAAUCCUAUGGAAGAAGAGCAUGAAGAGCUGGGAGAGUCUGAAGACAAUAAUAUCAGAUGCGAUGAAGACAACGAAGAUUAUGAUGAUGAAUAAAUUGAAUAUGUAAUAUUAUCUUGAGUAUUUCACAUAUUAUCUUGUGUAAUAGUAUCUUGUGUAAUAUUAACUUUUAAAUAUUA
Molecule: messenger RNA, 1655 nt
Organism: Vicia villosa (hairy vetch)
Lineage: Eukaryota; Viridiplantae; Streptophyta; Magnoliopsida; Fabales; Fabaceae
Exons: 2
Coding region: 79-1572 (497 amino acids)
Source: RefSeq, a predicted model, not a curated record